GCUCUAAAUUAUAACAAAAUUAAUCAUUUCAGGAAAGUCAGAGCUUUGACAGUGUGAGAUUGUUUCACAACAGUUCCACCCCUUUCGUGACACGCCAAAAGUCUGCCAGGAAUCAGACCUCCUUCCUUGUCAGACAUCAUUAAAACAGCUGACUCAGUUCACAUUCAGCUCAGACGCUCCACCAAGUGAAAACAUUGAGAAGAUCCUCCUCCAGCUCUGAUCGUGAGUUUUAUUCUAAAUAUUAUCCCGUUUAAAGUGUGAAACCACUGUUGGUUGAGCUGCUGCCUCGUGGGCUUUUCUAAAAACAGAAAGAUGUUGUGGAUUCCAGAGGAGGAUGUCUGUUGCCCUAUCUGCCGCGACGUCUUCAGGGAUCCUGCUGAAUUGAUCUGCAAACACAGCUACUGUAGGUCCUGUCUGGAUAACUGGUGGGAUGGGAAGAUUAUACUGGAGUGUCCAGUUUGUAAGAAAACGUCCCCCACGAGGGACCCUCCAUCCAACAAUGAUCUACGACACAAAUGCGUUUUGUAUCUUCAGAGCAGAGGGCUCCCGGCUCAAGAGGAACCAGAGGUUCUCUGCAGUUUGCACAAUGAGGAGCUGAAACUCUUCUGCGUGGAUCACCGGGAGGCCGUGUGUCUCACCUGCCAGUGUUCAGACAUACACAUCGGGCACAGAUUCAAACCGGUUAAAGAAGUCGCUCGGGAGCAGAAAAGAGAGCUGAAAAGGCUUCUUGGGCCUUUGCAGGACAAACUCAAGCUGCUGAAUGAGGCUAAAGAAGGUUUUGAUGAGGAGGCUAAACACAUUACGAUACAGGCCCAAUUCACCGCGGUGCGCAUGAAGGAGCAGUUUAGGAGGCUACGCAAGUUUCUCCAAAAGGAGGAAGAACUCCAGCUCAGUGCUCUGAGGGAAGAAGAGACUAGGAAGAGUCAGCUGCUGCAGACGAAGAUCGAGGCCCUGAGUAAAGAAAUAGCUGCUCUAUCAGGAAUUCUUCAAGACACAGAAGAAAUGAUCCGAGGAAAAGACUCUGCGUUCCUGGUGGACUUUAAAUCGACUGUGAGAAAGAUCCAGCAGCGCCCCCCGCUGGAAAACUCAGAGCCCAUCUCAGGAGCACUGAUAGAUGUGGCCAAUCAUCUUGGCAACCUGGGCUUCAACAUCUGGAACAAGAUGAAGCACGUGGUCUCCUACACCCCUGUGGUUCUGGACCCGAACACGGCCAAUGCAGAAUUGCUUGUGUCGGACGAUCUGACAAGCGUGAAACAAGGAGAGAAACAGAACGUUCCCAACAACCCGGAGCGGUUUGACUACUACCGUAUCGUCUUGGGCUCUGAGGGCUUUGACUCUGGGACACGCAGCUGGGACGUCGCGAUCGGAGAAAGCGCAAGCUGGUUUGUAGGUGUUGCAUCCGAGGAUGUGAAGAGGAAGGGGAAGCAUCCAUCCAGCUUAUGGAGAAUCGGAUGCUUAGAGGGUAAAUACUACGCCCGCUCCCUAUCGGACCCAUCCACGACUCUGUCUCCGAUAGGGAAGCUCCAGAGGAUCCGAGUGUAUCUGGACUGCAGCAGAGGAAAGCUGCUGUUCUUUGACCUUGAUACCAACACACAUCUUCACACCUUUACUCACACCUUUACUGGAAAAAUCUUUCCAUACUUCAACACUGUGAAUACGUCACCGAUGAAGAUUUUACCGGAAACACUUCUCGUAAAGCAGCUUCCAGAAUAGACCUUCACAGAACUCCCAGAAUCCUUCAUCCAUCCACCUUCUGCUGCUGAGACGGAGCUCCCAAACAACCGGGGAGUCUCUGUGUGAAACUCUUCAAUGUCUGAACAGAUGUCAGAACAUCAUGUCUGAUUAAUGUACUGCUGUGCAGAAACGACUGUACCGACGCUGAUGGAAGUACUGGAAAAGUAUGAAACCAUAUGAAAGUAUUAGAAACAAGCAUUAUUUACUUGUUCUGCAUUUAGGUGAUAUUUUUGUUUUAUGUUCAUUCUAUUUAUGUUGUAAUCUGAUGUAAAAUCUGAUGUAAGAUCCUCCCGUAGGCCUUGUAAAUGUGUAGAAAGGAUUGAUCACUGAAAUAAAAAAAUUAAAACCA
Molecule: messenger RNA, 2083 nt
Organism: Nothobranchius furzeri (turquoise killifish)
Lineage: Eukaryota; Metazoa; Chordata; Actinopteri; Cyprinodontiformes; Nothobranchiidae
Product: E3 ubiquitin-protein ligase TRIM35
Biological process (GO): protein ubiquitination
Cellular component (GO): cytoplasm
Molecular function (GO): ubiquitin protein ligase activity; protein binding; zinc ion binding
Source: RefSeq, a predicted model, not a curated record